CAUGGACAGUGUUUCCUCUUGUGUGUCCAGUGAUGAUGCAGAGUUUCUGUGGCGUUUGUCUCGAGCGUCUCGUGAUCUCUCUUUACUGUCCAGCAUCACAACCGAAGACAAGAAACGACUCACUGAGGCCUUCGACUUCGCCAAAGAGACAAACGAAUCUUCAUUUUCUGCUUACAAAUGGUACACCGUUUGUCUCAGUGAUGUUGGCGAUUAUGAAGGGAUCAAAGUGAAAAUAUUAAAUUCCUACAUCAUUAAAGAUCAUCUGCAGCGAGCAAAUGAACUCAAUCCAAAAGAUGCAACUUCUAUCCAUAUUCUGGGUUACUGGUGUUUUGCAUUUGCUGAAUUACCCUGGUACCAACGUAAAGUUGCAGCUGUUAUUUUUGCAUCACCUCCGACGGCGACUUAUGAAGAGGCUUCGGCAUAUUUCCUGAAAGCUGAAGAAGUCGAGCCAAAUUUCUACAGUAAGAACCUGCUGAUGUUGGGAAAGACGUACAUGAUGUUGAGUGACCGCGAGAAGGCCAUGUUGUGGCUCAAUAAAGCGCACGAUUAUCCUGCAGUCACAGAAGAAGACAAACAGGUACAUAAAGAUGCUUUGGAUCUUCUCAAGAAACUCAACGCAUGACGAGUGAAAUCAGAACACAGUAUUUUUAUAAGAUGCCUUAAUGGUCUUUUGUUGUUUUUUU
Messenger RNA from Myxocyprinus asiaticus (Chinese sucker), 683 nucleotides. RefSeq names its product regulator of microtubule dynamics protein 1-like. Gene Ontology annotation, molecular function: microtubule binding. NCBI's taxonomy places the organism in Eukaryota, Metazoa, Chordata, Actinopteri, Cypriniformes, Catostomidae. Gene Ontology annotation, cellular component: cytoplasm; spindle microtubule; mitotic spindle pole. The record is from RefSeq and is a predicted model, not a curated record.